AUGUUCAUUUUCAUCACACAUGGAGAUAAUCAGCAGUUUCUGGCCAAUAUCAAUUGCUCUGUCCUUCUGUUGAUGCACUACACCCGCAGAAAAGUAGGGUUGCCUAAAACAGACACCAUUGACUUAUGUGAUGAAACAGGGACAAUGAAGAUGUUUUUCGUGAUGAAGACCCCUGGAGACUAUGCCAGCAAAUUCCUUACAGCUUGAAGCACCUACUACGUUUGUAAGGUGGAGCGUGGAGCACGAGGAACCGGACUAGAGAAUGCCUACAAAGCUUUUGUGCCCCUUCUGAAGAAUCCAGAACCUGAGCUAAUCGAAAACUUGCACUCACAAUGUGAUGUCAUGGAGAAAAAUCGAUUGAAAAUGCUUAAAAUCCAAGAAGCCAAGAAAGUCGUUGCAAUCGAAUCCACUGUGAACGCCCCAUCUAAGUCUACCGGAAGAUCAGAUGAAGAGGGGCCCCCUCCCCCUCACAAGGGUCUGAACUUUAAGACCAGAGCAGACGUUUUCAGUAGAAGGGAUAGACAUCGCUAA
Puma concolor (puma) is the source of this 531-nucleotide messenger RNA. Lineage: Eukaryota; Metazoa; Chordata; Mammalia; Carnivora; Felidae. The record is from RefSeq and is a predicted model, not a curated record.